CGAAACAAAGGAAUUACUUCUUUCUCCAAAUGUGGGGGUCUCACUAGCGCCUCUGUUAUCGUCUGUUCCAACGAAAAACCGACGCCACCACUCAGUCAAUUCUCUACCCCAUGACAAAUGCUCAAUACUAAUUCUUCAUUCGCCGAAAUUGUUUACCAAAUCAUCUGAUAGAGAAUUCUGGGGGGAAGAGUGCCACGAGAACGUGAGAAAUCGCAGGAUCGAAACGUCGGAGUCCAGCAGGAGUAGAUCGACUGGUGGUUGCGGCAUUGGCGACACUCUGGUGCGAUUAUUCGCUAAUUUACAAGCUUUUCCUGGGUGAACAAAUACACCGGGUGCCCCGGUGGGCUCAACGGGCCUCGAGUGUCAAUAAAGUGAAGUUUCAACUGUUGGUGGAGCUUCUCCUGGAUCGAAGGUUGAAAAAAAAAAUAUUGCUCUAGUGCAGUACCACAUAAAACAAAAAAGUUACUUGAAAUAAUCCGAGUAAUCGAAGUUAUACAUUUGCUUGUGUUGUGUUCCUCAAACCAUGAAAGUUUUUCUUACAAAAUCAGCCCAAGUUUACCCAACAAUUUCACCCAUGAACAUCACUAUCGAGGAAGUUAACAAAAAAGUUAUCGUCGGAGAAGUUAUAAAUCCAAAUAAUGAGAAUGCAAAGUUCGCAUUCAGUACGUUAUGUGAUGAAAAUAUAAGUUUCAAGUUCAAGUAUGAGAAUAUUUCCCAAGAAUUCCCAAUCAUUCGAAUUCCUUCACGAUUUAAAAAUAUUUUUAAAAAAAGAGAAAAGAAAAAUAUUAAGUUUACGUUUGUGUUCGUAUCGAGUAAAAAAAAUCCAAAAAGUGAAAUGGAUUUAUCGCGUCGGUACCUCAAGAGAGCGAGUACUGCACGAGCACUCUUAACAGAGCCCCCAGGGUGAAAGAACCUUGUGCAAAAAACGUUAAAAAUGUCAGACUCGGGUUCUGAUAGUUCGUCAGAGUACGAGACCCAUCGAGGGAGUGUUGCGACCCCCGAGGGUUCACCAGGAUAUCGAAAAUCUCGUAAAUCAUCUGUCAGUUCGCUGGGCUCAUCCUCCCGUGGUCCAAGAUCACCACCAGCAUCACCAGGAUCGCCAAAAUCAGCGAGUGGCUCACCUAGGUCACCCCGCGCCCCGCAGUCUCCAGAAUCUCCACGAUCAGGUCGCUCCCAGGGCUCCCCGAGAUCUCCAAAAUCAGCAUCGGGUUCUCCAAAAUCUCGUAGAUCCUCGAACGACGUGGAUUCUCAUUCAGACCGUUCAUCGCCUCCAGGUUCUCCAGCAGGCUCGCCCCCUGGGGGCUCAUACAAAUCAGAAUCCAAGUCCCCUCGAGGUCCGAGAUCUCCCUCGUCUCCAAAGUCCCCAAUCUCCCCCAGAAGUUCGCCAAAAUCUCUUCUGUCAGGUCGUUCCUCACCAAAAUCUUUUAAAUCGGGUCGGGAGUCUGUUCCUGGAGACGAGUCGCCAGCUAAGAGGAAGUCACCUCGUGACAAGACCUUCAACGAAAUCGAUGGUGAACAGAUAUCAGAUGGAGACAUUGAGGACGAGCCGGAGCCAUUGAAGUCGAAACCAGCUCCGAUGACUCAUGGAGAAGACCUCUCCGAUGUGUCCGACCUCGAUAGUAUGGAUGGGGUGGACGAACCAGAGGACAAUCAGGAGGAAGACCCGAAGAGUCCUGAUGAGAAGAAAACGGAGAAGGAGGAGAAUGUUGUCUCUGUGAGUAUCGCUGAAGAGACUGAACAACUAGACUUCGAGGCCGAUGGCCAAUGGAAGGACGAAAGGGAGGAGGGGGAGACGGAGCCUCCGAAGGAGUUCAAGGACAAGGAGAAAGAUAAGGAGAGGGAGAAGGAAGUGAAAGAGAAGGAGAAUGACAAGAGAGAAUCUGGGGAAAUUGUGGAUGACGAGCCUGUCGAGGACGGAGAGAAGGUUGAAUCAGAGCUAGAGGAGGGGGAGUUGAGUGAUGGAGAUGAUGCGAGACCUGAGGAGACCGAGCCCAGACCUGUCUGCAGAUUUUACAAUAGGGGACAAUGCACCUGGGGCGUCAGCUGCCGAUUUUUACAUCCAGGUGUCACUGAUAAGGGAAACUACACGAUGUUCGAUAUGGUGAGGCCCAUGGCGUACCCUCCGCAUGCAUCCACUACUACGCAUGAGUUCAGGCCAUUGAUGGAGAGGCCCAGCUUGAUACGACCACUGACUGGAUAUCCGGCGCCUCAUCAUCCACCCAAGGGGGAGGAUCUCCCCGCUGAGACAUCUUGGGAAAGGGGUCUCAGGCAUGCCAAGGAGAUGAUGAGGAAGGCCAACAAGAGGAAAGAAUCCGAUAUGGAUUUCGAGGAGAAGAAGAUGAAUUUGAGCCUUGGUCAGGAUGAGAUGGAUAGAGAGGCUGGGUAUUAUGUGAAACCUGUUAGUCCGGACCCACCGGCCGAUAGGUGGCCACCCAGGGAGGGACCUAGGAGGGUUCCACCUCACAGAAUCACUCCGGAAAGAUAUGAUGAAGCUGACGGCUACUACCCACCCCCCAGCCAUCCAGGCCCCCCAGCUGAAUACUACAGAAGAGUUCAGUACAAAGCUGAGCCUCGACCAGGGCCUGAGUACAGAGAACGAGUAGAAUAUCCUCCACCUCCCCGUGGACCAACUCACUCAGUGUCACCUCCACCCUACCCCAGAGAGCGAGAACGUGAGAGGGGCAGGGAACACGAGUACUACGAGAAGUACGAGAAGAAGCACAAGAGACCUUCCAGGGAAGUGAUUGUCGAGAGAAUUCCAGUGACCAAGACCUGGAGGGAGGAGGAUCCACCGGCGCCGGAGAGAAGUCGUGGAGAUGAAUGGGCUGAUCCGUGGAUGAGGAGAAAGUCACCCACUGCUGUUAGAAAAAGUACUGGCACUUCCAGGAGACCCAGAAGACAGUCUUACUCUUCUGGAUCUUCGUACACAAGCACAAGCUCCAGCAGAAGUUCAAGUCGCUCUAGUUACUCCUCUUAUGACUCCCCAUCCAGGUCCCGUUCCCCAUCCCCCACGUCACGUCGUGCUCGUGCCAAAGGUAAACAUCCCCCUCCCUCCCCGCCCCCAGUGAACACAACAUCUCAACCGAGAGGCGUGAUGGUGAUGAAUCCACCAGCUCCGUUACCCUGGGGAACGAAAGACUCUAUCUCUCCUACUGGUACAGCGCACAGACGAGCUGGACUCAAUCCACCCGCACCAAGUCCACUGAUAUCACAUCGUCAUCAUGAUAAAACGAGGGAUAAAGCUGCGUUGGCAGCUGCUGUUGCUAAAGUUAUCAAGAGCCGUUCUAGAUCUAGAUCCUCCCACAGCAGUAGUGGAUCAGAGAGUUCAGGUAGUAGCAGUGACUCCAGUGAAUCAAGCUAUUCAUCAAGCUCCUCCGUUGAAUUACGAAGAAGAAAAGUAGUGUCUCCAUCUCGGAAAGAAUCUUCAAAGCCAUUGGAUCCUCCCAAAGUGUCCAGCUCGAAGCAGGUGGUGAAGCAAAAGGUCAUCCCAACUCCAGUGAAAAAGGUAGAGCGCACUGCCACCAUCGCCGGAAAGAAACGACCCCUGGAGACAUCUCCCAUCCCCGAUAGUAAAGCAAGUGUUGCUGCAGCUGCUGCCAAAGCUGCCAAGAAGGCAAGCUCAAGACGAGAGGAACUCCUGAAGCAAUUAAAGGCUGUGGAGGAUGCCAUCGCACGGAAACGGUCAAAGGUUUAAUUUGUUCCGGAAGAGGGGGGGGGAUUAAAUGAUUAAACGAAUUAUAAAAAUAGGAUAAACCUUCGAAGAAGGUUUUCAGGAUAUCCUAGCCGUUAAAUAAAGAAUACUUUGUUUAUAAUUCGCUGUAUCAGUUCUGAAUUGGCAUGAUUUAGACGAUUUCAAUUGGAGGUAAUGCGAAUGAAAAAUUAGUUAUUGAUUUUUCAGUUAAAUAAAAUUAGUGUAGUUAUAAUCAAAGUUCAAUGAAAGACAGAGUUCGGGUGAUGUACAAAAGUAUAUUUUUUUUUUCUUUCCAUUUUUUGUUAGUCUCAAACAUACAACCGUGUGACUUAAUUCAUAAAUUAAUAAUAUUAAUACUGUCUAUUACAAGGGAAAUCAGUUUUUUUUUCUGUAUAUGAAAAAAUUAUAGAAAUCGUUUGUUCUGAAGUGAAGAAAUAUAAGUACCUCAUUUUUCACA
Diachasmimorpha longicaudata is the source of this 4148-nucleotide messenger RNA. Its product is annotated as zinc finger CCCH domain-containing protein 18-like. Lineage: Eukaryota; Metazoa; Arthropoda; Insecta; Hymenoptera; Braconidae. Gene Ontology annotation, cellular component: precatalytic spliceosome. The record is from RefSeq and is a predicted model, not a curated record. Bases 935 to 3694 code for a protein of 919 amino acids. Gene Ontology annotation, molecular function: RNA binding; metal ion binding. The transcript is spliced from 7 exons.